This is a messenger RNA of Megalops cyprinoides (Indo-Pacific tarpon), 670 nucleotides long. It is a transcript of the gene mxd3, whose product is annotated as MAX dimerization protein 3. The record is from RefSeq and is a predicted model, not a curated record. Gene Ontology annotation, molecular function: RNA polymerase II cis-regulatory region sequence-specific DNA binding; DNA-binding transcription factor activity, RNA polymerase II-specific; protein dimerization activity. Bases 48 to 650 code for a protein of 200 amino acids. NCBI's taxonomy places the organism in Eukaryota, Metazoa, Chordata, Actinopteri, Elopiformes, Megalopidae. The transcript is spliced from 6 exons. Gene Ontology annotation, biological process: regulation of transcription by RNA polymerase II.
UAGCCAGCGUUCAGCUUUCAGCGUCCUUUCGCUUGAUUUUGCUAAAAAUGGAAAUCAAUGCAAGCAACAUCCAGGUGCUGUUGCAAGCUGCUGAAUAUCUGGAAAGAAGAGAAAGAGAAGCGGAGCACGGCUACGCGUCAGUACAGCCAUUCUACAAUAAAGGGGUUUCUGAUAAGAGAAGCAAGCAAAAAAAUAAGAAGAGUGACGCUGACAACACCAGGUCGGUGCACAAUGAGCUGGAAAAACACAGGCGGGCUCAGUUGAAGCGGUGUCUGGAGCAGCUGAAGCAGCAGGUCCCUCUGUCCCCAGACUCAGUCAGGAACACCACGCUGAACCUUCUGAGGCGAGCUCGGCUGCAUAUCAAGAAGCUGCAGGAGCAGGACGAGCGGGCCGAGCAGCUGAAGGACCGGCUGCGCUGGGAGCAGCGCGGCCUGCGCGUGCGCCUGGAGCAGCUGCAGGGAAGCGCGGAGAGGAUGCGCAACGACAGCCUGGGGUCAGCCAUGUCGUCGGAGAGGUCUGACUCUGACAGAGAGGAUGUGGAAGUGGAUGUGGAGAGCACAGUCUUCAUGUCUUUGGAGUCUGAUGGCCUGGGAGCCACACAGACAGAGGGAGACCACAGCUACUCCACCCCUGGCCGUGCCUGGCUAUGACACCACCUUCCCUGCUGGUC